UAUACUUUUACUAUUGUUUUUUCAAGCAAGAGCGAAGUGCUGCAACAACUUAGAUCUGUCCAAACACACCUUCAUGUUGUCUCCAUUUAUAUAACACCUUGUAAAAAUUACAGGAUUAUUUGUGACAAAAUGCACUCCGUCAGGGUUUCUAUUCCAUCGUUCCGUUCAGAGGAAAAUUCGACUGAUAAAGGAUACACGGUGUUCAAAAUUGAAGUGCUCAUGAAUGGCAGACAACAUACUGUGGAGAAGCGCUACAGCGAGUUUCAUGCCCUGCACAAAAUGCUAAAGAAGAGCAUAAAACCGCCUGAGAUCCCUUCAAAGCAUGUGAGGAACUGGAUUCCCAAGGUUCUGGAACAGAGGAGACAAGGUCUGGAGUUCUAUCUACAGACUAUAAUCAUGGAGAAUGAAGUUCUCCCAAAGAUAUUCUUGGAUUUCCUCAACAUCCGCCAUUUUCCCUCUCUACCAAAAACGGAAAGUUGUGGGUCAUUUGAAACUGAAUCUGAGGAAUCAAGCAAACUUACCCAUCAACCAGCUAUGCUGUUCCUAAGAGAUCCUUACCUUCUUCCCUCCACACAUGAUACAUUUUCAAAUGUCGUCAUUGAAGGCGUAAUCCACGGAGUUUUCUACCCCGAUCUUCAACCAAGGUAGUGAUAUGGAGAAAUAUGAUUGACCAAAGUGAAAAACUCCCAAAAUAAAGGACGUUUUAAGGUGGACACACAUUUAUUAAAUAAUCAUUUGUGUGAGAAUAACAUGUUUUAUAUAUAGGAUAAUUUUUUAGUUAAUUUUCCACCAAUCAAUUCUCAAACAGCACAUAUAGGUACAACACAGAUGUUGUUUUGGAGACAGAAGAGGGAUCACUCAAAUAAUCAGUGUGUACAGUAUUUUCUCACAAGAUGUAUAGUGUAUAAUAGGGUUUGUAACCUAGAUAUAGGGACUGAUAAUUUUUGAAGGAUAA
Hypomesus transpacificus is the source of this 955-nucleotide messenger RNA. RefSeq names its product sorting nexin 24 (gene snx24). The record is from RefSeq and is a predicted model, not a curated record. The coding region runs from base 130 to 648 and encodes 172 amino acids. NCBI's taxonomy places the organism in Eukaryota, Metazoa, Chordata, Actinopteri, Osmeriformes, Osmeridae. Gene Ontology annotation, molecular function: phosphatidylinositol phosphate binding. The transcript has 7 exons.